Molecule: messenger RNA, 1517 nt
Organism: Panicum hallii
Lineage: Eukaryota; Viridiplantae; Streptophyta; Magnoliopsida; Poales; Poaceae
Exons: 1
Coding region: 1-1404 (467 amino acids)
Molecular function (GO): protein binding
Source: RefSeq, a predicted model, not a curated record
AUGGAUUGCUGGAAAGGAACCUCGGCUGAUCAGGCUCGUCACGCGCCUCCACCUCUGGCGGCGGUGGCGCAGGCACGGUGCUCGACCAAGUGCGUCCCGGCCCCCCCGGCUUCCGAGACGCCAAGUCUCGACGAGGCGUUGGAGUUGGAGGCGCAGCGCCGGCCGUGGGCGGACCUCCCGGCGGACAUCCUCGGCGUCGUGGUCGGCCGCCUUGCCCUCGUGGAGGACCGCGCCAGGCUGCGCUCCGUCUGCCACGCGUGGCGCGCCGCGGCGCGCCUCCACCGGCGCCCGCCGCCGCCGCUGCCACUGCUCGUGCUGUCCGACUCCUCGUUCUCCAGCUUCCGCGCGGACGGGACCACGACGGGCGCGCGCCGCCGCGUCCCGCUGCCGGAGACGGAGGCGGCGGAGGCUGGCGGUGACGUACGCUGCGUCGGCUCGUUCGAGGGAUGGCUCGUGGGCGCGGAGCGCGACACAAGUCGCGGCAUUGGUGACCUCCGGUGCUUCUUGGUGAACGCAUUCUCCCGGGAAGUCGUCCGCCUCCCGCCUCCUUCCGCCGCCACCAACCCCGUCGACGCACGCAGCAGGUCCCUCCCCAUCGCCAAUGGUGGCGGCUCCGAUGUGGUGAUGAGUUGCGUGAUCAAUGCUGCAGAGUGUGUGACAUCGUUUCGCAAGGUGGUCCUGUCAUCUUCACCGCAGUCCGGGACCGACUGCGUUGUGGCUGCCAUCUCCAUGAUCGAGGAUACUACCAAGCUUGCUCUCUGGCGACCUGGAAUGGAGUCAUGGUGCGUGUGCUACGGCAGCUGUGUCCCUAAGUUCACUGAUGUCAUCUUCUGCCAGGGGAAGCUCAACAUGCUCAGUUGCAGCGAGCUCACCACAGACCUCUUUUCCCUUGAGCUCUCUGAAGACGACGACGACGACAGCGGUCUCAUGGUUUCUCGUAUCGACUGUCGUGAGAUUGAAUGGCCUGAGGUCACGGAUGGCUAUCACCAGAACUGGAGCAUGGUAGAGUGGCGUGGAAACCUCUUGAUAGUUGCGACGUACACGAGCGACAUCGACGAUGAAGUUUGGCCGAGAAUUGUUGAGGUGAGGGUGUUUGAGGCGAGCUUGAGCACAGACCCUGUCAGAUUCACUGAGAUCAAGAGCUUGGAUGGCGACUGCGUCUUCAUCAGCCCGUGCAACAGCAAGGCAUUUCGUUCAUGUCAGUGUGAUGGGGUUGAAGAUGACCGUAUCUACUUCAUUGAUGGCUACCUCCCCCCGGAUAAAAAUGCCCGCCCUUUCGACAAAUUUGUGUACAACAUGAAAGAUGGUACAAUGGCACCGUUUGCUGCAGACAUAACGGAGGACAAACUUCAGGCGCCAGAUGGUAUGCUGAUGCAUCCAACAUGGUUAUUUCCUCCUGAAUGAACUGCUGCAGCUCAGCUCUGUCACUCUGAUCCUAACGAGUCUUAUUGUACAGAGCACUAAUUCUUGAUUGGGGCCAAGUGCCACGGUGUUGUAUUUCUGAGAGCUGAAACAAG